Fraxinus pennsylvanica is the source of this 345-nucleotide messenger RNA. NCBI's taxonomy places the organism in Eukaryota, Viridiplantae, Streptophyta, Magnoliopsida, Lamiales, Oleaceae. The record is from the annotation of a GenBank genome assembly.
AUGGUUUCUAAGGAAGGGAGCAAAAGAUGUAGUUUUGGAGGUGCUGACGAGGCCGAGGUAUUGGGUAAUUUGUUGACUGAGGAAUUAGGUGGGCAGUGUUCUGAUGUAAGAGAGGAGAAUAGAAGACUAAUCAAGAAGAUAGUAGUGGAAAAAAAAGGAAAUGGUGAUACUAGUAAUCGGUGUAAGAGUAAGAUGAAAAGAGUUAAUUUGGUUGUUCCCAAGAGUGAGUCCAAGUUUGAGCAUGAAUCAGUGGUUUUUAGGUCCAGGGAGGGGGAUAAGAGGAGGAGAGAGGAAAGGAUCGGGAGGGAAAAAGACAGAGAAGAUCUACUGAGGAAAAAAAGUUGA